This is a messenger RNA of Neopsephotus bourkii (Bourke's parrot), 4553 nucleotides long. RefSeq names its product methyltransferase 22, Kin17 lysine (gene METTL22). The record is from RefSeq and is a predicted model, not a curated record. Bases 1300 to 2478 code for a protein of 392 amino acids. Gene Ontology annotation, molecular function: protein methyltransferase activity. NCBI's taxonomy places the organism in Eukaryota, Metazoa, Chordata, Aves, Psittaciformes, Psittacidae. Gene Ontology annotation, cellular component: nucleus. Gene Ontology annotation, biological process: protein methylation. The transcript has 10 exons.
GUGUCUUGUGCACAGGUUUCCGCUGGCAAAGGGCAGGUUUGGGGGCUGGGUUAGGUGUUACAAAAGUUAGUAGAACUUCCUACUAAAGUUACGGAGGCAGUCUGUGUAACUUGAAGCAUUUUAAGCCAAUUUAGGCCUGUUUAAGACUAUAUAAUCUUGCUCAAGCGCAAGCAGAUAAUAGAAAAUCAGCUGAGUCUUCCGAGAUACUAAUGCCAAUACAGGACAUGGCAUCAAUGAUUUUUACAUAAGGAGUAUUAGGGGUGCUCAUAGCUGGUUGAGACCUGAGUGACUUUAGCUAAAUCAUUCGUAUAAUGCUUGUGUGUGACCUAAGCUUGUCAUCACAGUUUUGAAAGACAGAUUAUGUUUUCAGAUCAAUGCUUCAUCAGCGUUUAAAGUACCCUUCACAAAAUGCCAAGUUUUUUAGAGCAUAAGGAAAUAAAUGUCCCCUUUAUUCUUUGUUCAUAAGAGGUAAUUCGUUUGUUUGUGCCUGAGGAGAGGGAGACAAUUCAGCCUUGAAUAUUGGGUAAUGAGGAUGAUUCCUUUUUGUUGUUUUCUGGAAGAAUAAAAAGCAUCAAAGAUGGGAGACAUUAAGUGCCCAAUUAGUGGAGACAUAUAAAGUGACCUGAAUUUUCUGCCGGAAAAGACUCCUUUCACCAUAGGUUAGUUCCUUGAGGGAUCUAUGAUAAACCUGUGGUAGUGUGUUCAGUACUUUUGUCCAUCUCUGGGAAAAUGCGGAGACUUCUAUGAAGGACAAGAUCCCUUAGAAUGGUGAAGUUGAGCACUCAGGUCUUAUGUUCCUUUGAAGACCUUUGACUUAGCACUGUAAGUCUGUGCAUUCAUGGUAACAUCUGGUUUCUUCAAGGGGGUUGUUUUUAAGAUAAGCUAAUAAGUAGUUCUUCCUAAAAUAGGCACUCUCUGUCAUGGAGUUAUUAGCAAUUAGGUGUCUGGUGAUCCUUUGGACCAUUGUAAUAGCAUUGGAGCUUUGCAGCUUUAUUGGACAGUGUAAUCUGAUUUUUAUCUUCUAAAAUAUUGCUGGAGCAGUGUUCAGUGUCAGGAUGUUACUAAAAGCUGUGUUUGGUUUUAGGUUGAAUAUCCUGAUGCCCAGCUUGCUGUGUUAUUGGAGCAUGGUGGAGCUUACAUGAUUACAUCGUCCCUGAGGUCUUUUCAGAAACUCUCAUGAGGUUAUGUUGCUGAGCAAAACUUACUUGAUGCCCGGUAACAGAAGAGUAUCGAAUCACUUUGUGUCACCACUUCAUAGGGGACUUUGGGUACUGUAGAUGUGCCUCUCACCAGCACAUCAUGCUGGAUGUAACAGAGGAGAUGGAUAGCCCCACAUUUAAAAGUGACACUGUACUUUCUGAUGUUCACUUACACUGUCCAAAUAAAAGACAUCUCAUGGUCCGAUUGAAUGCAGUGGGACAACCAGUAUUCCUGUCGUAUUUCAAACUCCUUUGGAACAUAGAAGAUUUGUCAUCUGAGAAACAUGUGAGAGAAGUUACAGCAGAAAGAGAACUCCAGUACCAGAGUGGAGAUAAACUGUGUGACAAGGACAAGAAUGAGCUAAAAAAGGAAAGAGAAUUUAUAAAUAGUGAAGGAGUAGAAGCUCUGCUAGAUGAGGACGGAGACUUGGAAGUGGUCAGAAGACCUCGAAGUGCCUCUGAUUUAGAAGCAGAGGAUCUUUUGAGGGAUAGAGUAUAUCCUGUCAUUCUGAUGAAAGGGAAAGAAGAUGCUUUUGAAGAUGAAGAAGAAUGCACUCGCAGUGAUGUUGUUAAAAUAGAACAUACUAUGGCAACUCCCUUAGAAGAUGUCGGUAAACAAGUCUGGCGUGCAGCCUUUCUUCUUGCUGAUUACAUUCUGUUUAAACGGGACACGUUCAGGUGUUGCUCAGUGCUAGAGCUUGGAGGUGGCACUGGAAUUACAAGCAUUAUUAUGGGAACAGUUGCCAAGAGAGUUUAUUGCACAGACGUUGGUGAAGAUCUUCUGGCCAUGUGUGAGCAAAAUGUUACAUUAAACAAACACCUGAUGGAGCCAGGAAGAGGGGAAGUUAAAGUGAAAGAACUGGACUGGCUGAAAGACGAAUUCUGCACUGAUCCUGAAGCUCCUUACAGCUGGUCUGAAGAAGAGAUUGCUGAUCUGCAUGACCACUGUACUGUGAUAAUAGCAGCUGAUGUGUUCUAUGAUGAUGACUUGACAGAUGCCUUGUUCAGAACGCUGUAUAGAAUCACACACAACUUGAGAAAUUCUUGCACAGUUUACCUAGCCUUAGAAAAGAGGCUUAACUUCACUUUAAGACAUAUGGAUGUUACAUGUGAAGCCUACAGUCAUUUUAGAAAUACUCUAAAUGAUUUGGAGAGCCUCCAAGAUAGAAAAAUUAAAUACGUUGUGGAGCCCAUUAAGCCUGAUUUCUGCCAGUUUCUUGUUUAUGAACGAAUGGAGCAGUUGGAAUUGUGGAAGAUCAUUGCUGAACAGCUAACAUGACAGAGACAUGAGAAACAGAAGAUCUUUAUCUGAGGAUAAAGGUUUUUUGUGAUGUUUUGUUAAAAAAGGAUUUUCAUCCCAAGAAAAGCAUUUUCCUGGUGGGACUGUGCUCUCAGAAAGUGCUGUUACACAGAUUUGCUUUACUUCAGUAAGUUUGGUGUUUGGCAGUUAGGAUAUGGUUUCUUUAACAUUUCUUUUACAAAACUGUUUGAUGCUGAUCCUCAAAGUAUGUGCUGGAUGCUGAACAGUGGCAGUGACACAGUGACUUGCUCUUUGGAAUCAAUGACAUAAGCUUUAGAUUCUCACAGAGAGGCACUUAACCUUUUCCGUGUGGCUGAUUUGCAGAUGUCAUGCAUUUUCUAUUUUAGUUUUCUGAACACAGACACUGCUCUUGGUCUCUUCCAGGUUCCACAUUAUUUUGUAUUUAUGGACAUUUGUGAAACAGUGGUCUGGGCAAAGACCUGUCUUUCAUGGACUUCUCUUCAAGCAAUCUCUUUAUGAAGCUUAGUCCUUAAUUUUCAGUUUGUCCUAUCUACAUCAUUCUAGUUCAGGGCUACUCUGUGAACUGAAAGGACACAAGAUGCAUUUUGUUUGAGCCUCUAAAAAUACUCCACAGAGUUCUUGGAGGUAUAUUGCUCUGCUGGAACUUUUAAGCUGUUCCCACUCAGGAUGAGGGUGGGAAGGUGCCUCGUGAAGUGAUACACUACCACUCCUUAAAUGUUUGGCAUUCUACCCUCAGUGUAUAUGUGUGAGGCUGGGGAGAAGGUGACCAGCGAUGUCUUGCCCAUACAAAUGGGGCCUUCAGCUUUUGGAUUAAAGUACAACAUAUUGGUCACAUCUCUCCUGUGUUAUUAAUAAAAACAAGAUCUGCUUGUACUUUUAAUAAAUCUUGUGUGUACUGUUAUGUUUGUAUCACUUGCCAUAUGUACACUGUCAGGGAAGCUCUUGUGCCAGCUUCUGGAUUCUUUAACGUUAGGUGAGGAUCAGUGAUAAAGCUGUUCUGGCCUGUGACUUGUGACUACUAAUGCAUACAUUGCAUUAGAAGCAUCUGGCUGACUUCUUGAAAACCUGUUUACAUUUGGUUUAGUUCAGUUGGUUUAGGUUAUUUCAUAUACUACUUAUAUUUAUGAAGAGAUACUUUCUUCAUGUUCUUUGAUGAGAUAAAAGCUUAUUAGGUGAUGAUGGCCUUUUCCUGUUGAGUAUAGUCAAAGUAAAAAUUAUUGUAGCAGGUAACUGCCUAGGUAGACAGAAUUUCUCUCUCGGAACCCUCAUUUGAACUUCAAAGAUACAAAACUAUUUUAAUCCAGAGAAUCCCAAAAUAUUGUUCUUUUGUCUAUUUUGUAAUGUUACUGACUUCAGUAGGUUAACUGAAAACUGGGUUUGAAUAUAGAUGCUUAUUUCAGUAGUAAUGUUUUGAAGGCUGUAGCAAGAAACUAAUUUAAACUGAUGUGAAAUAGUGUGUGCAGUUAGGGAAGAUUUUUACUUGCGCAGGACUUCUGAAAAUCUCUGGAAUUGUCAAUAGAAAUUCAUCCAGGUAGAGUGAUACUGUAGAUCUUUUAAAUGUAGAAUUCAGCCAUUUUACCAGAGUUGACUUAAGUUAACGUCUGAAAAAUAUUUUCAUACUUGUAUCUUUAGCUGAGUAAACAUUGUGGCUGCUUGGGAAGCAAGUUGAAGUAGAAUUUCCACCUAAAAGAAUAAAGUCAGUCUUUCUGUUGAGGGCAAACAGCUUUGAGGUUUCAGUGACUGAGGCCAAAUCACAAAUUUGGAUAUAACCCUUUUCACUGACGAUAAGGAAUAGCCAAAAGUAGGCAACAGUUCCUGGGUACGACCUUCUCAAUUUUGACUUUAAUCAUACUUUAAAUAUAGCAUAAAUGACAGUUGUUUUCAGAACUCAUCAUGUGAAUUUACACCCUUAGCAAUUCAUUGUUUAUUAAGAUAUCCAAGCGGGGAGUUUAGCACACAGAUUAUGGUUGCAAAUCAAGUUAGUGCCUAAAAUGAUAAUGCCUCAAGCACAUUAUCUGUGUUUACAUAAUCAAGAAGGAUUUUUUUCCAAAUAAAACAUGAAGUAAAAGAUA